Messenger RNA from Trichosurus vulpecula (common brushtail), 782 nucleotides. RefSeq names its product family with sequence similarity 240 member A (gene FAM240A). Lineage: Eukaryota; Metazoa; Chordata; Mammalia; Diprotodontia; Phalangeridae. The transcript has 2 exons. The coding region runs from base 1 to 234 and encodes 77 amino acids. The record is from RefSeq and is a predicted model, not a curated record.
AUGAAUAAUCAAUAUAUACGAAGGGAAGUCUUCUGCUGUGAAACCUGUCAUGAUCUUAAAAGCUUCUGGGAAAAAGAAAUUGGCAAACAGACUUGCUAUCGGGAAUUGGAAGAAGAUCGUCAGGGAAGAAGUGCCCUUUCAAAACUCAGAGACGAAUGGAAGCAGAUGCUGGAAAAAAGGUUAAAAAUGCUGGACAACCCUGAUGAGAAUGAAAAGCCCACCAAUGCCAACUGAAAGCUUUCUACGUUUGAGAGAAUAAGGAACUGAAGUUGCUUUUCUUGGGGAAUCCAGUGCAAAUGCCUGAAUUACUUUGAUUUACUAAAUGGAAUGAGUUGUAUUUGUUUUCCCAUUUGUGAGGGGAUUAGAAUGUGAAACCUCUUCUAGUGUUAAUGGAAGCUAUUAACCAAUCCAAUAUUCUGUGUAUACAGAACCUCAAAUCUAUCAAAGAGCUCCAGACUUAACUAAUGGAGGCAGUGCUCUGGAUUAGCACCAUAUAAAAGUUUCAAACAUCUAGGCACCAGAAUUCAUUUCCAUAUAAUUAUCCUCUCAUUUUAAAAUCAAAAUCCUUUACAUUUCAAGAACAGGAGGCACCAAUCUUAAUGGUAACAUCCCUAACAAUAGAUGAUAAUUCUCUUUUGCCGUUUCUCCUGGAAAAUUAGAUUCUUGAGAUUAUCUUUCUUCCUUUCAUCCUUCCUCCUUUCUUUCCUUUGUUUGGUGAAUACAGGAAGGUACCUACUGCACAAACUGUAAGCAAUUCAUUAAAAAUGUAGCUGGGAAAUGAA